Molecule: messenger RNA, 4033 nt
Organism: Paramacrobiotus metropolitanus
Lineage: Eukaryota; Metazoa; Tardigrada; Eutardigrada; Parachela; Macrobiotidae
Product: eukaryotic translation initiation factor 2-alpha kinase 3-like
Exons: 11
Coding region: 513-3665 (1050 amino acids)
Biological process (GO): protein phosphorylation
Molecular function (GO): protein kinase activity; ATP binding; protein binding
Source: RefSeq, a predicted model, not a curated record
AUUUGUACAUUAAUCUAUGUGAAUAUUCAGCAGUAUUCAACAAAUCAAGUGCUCAUUAAUUUUUGCAGAUUAAUCAAUUUUAAAAUUCGCUAAAUUGGUAAUUUUUUUCGCUGACCGUGUGAGUCACCGUAUUUCCGCUAUCGUGCAACAGGGAUUUUCAGCGGAUCAGCCAGGUUAGACGCUGCAUCAUCGGAACGUGUUUGCCUCACGUCAGUCAGCUGUUUUGUUGCGCUGCUCGUUGGCCUCAAAAUUCGUUUUUCCAUUUGUUGCUACGCUGGAAGCAGAACAGCGAGGCGCUCCCUAUUUUUAGCCUUUUAAUUUUCCCCUCAUUUUUGUAGUAUUUUAUAGUUUUUUCAUCUAUAUAUUCUUAUUUAGUUUUAUUCAUAUUCGUAUUCAUUAAUUUAUGCAUCCAAGAGGAUCUGAAAAUGUGAUCAACGGCGGAGAUGUGGUUCUGUGGCAAGUUCCUAUCCAUCCGCAUUUUCCAUCCCGUUUUUCUGUGAUUGCCUGGCAAAAUGAUUGAAAUUGAUUUAGAGAAACUGCUGCGUGUCGGGGUGGUUAUUGCCAUUGGGGUGUCUGUGAUUAGUGCGGUGCAUUUAGCGUUGGAAAGUGAUGUUCCUCGUACGGAGACGACGGUGCUGGUUUCGCGUGAUGAGCGACGAGAAAAUGCUGCAGAAAAUGACAACAGGAGUGUGCUGGCCAGUGCAGGAUCUGCGGACCAUCGACCCGUUGCUGAUGUAAUUUUGGACGGGAAGAUGGAUGAGGAGAAGACGCUGGUGGAAGAUAAAACUGCCAAGGCUGUUGUUGUUAAACCCGAUGCUAAAAAAUCCAGUGAUGUGGAAGGUGAUUCGGUCCUGUUGAUUGGUGGCAUCGACGGCAGUCUGACGGCGUUCAGUUCCAACGUGGAGGCUGAGGUGGAUGCUGCGCAGAUUCGUCCGUUGUGGACGUUCCACUCUAACACGGGGCCGUUGGUGUCAUCCAGUUUAUCCAAAAUCGAGCUCGUAAAAAAUGGUUUGCCAAUCCAACUGAUUCCUUCGUUGGACGGGAGUCUGUUCAGUUUCGAUGGGCAGACCAUUGAGCCGUUGCCCGUAUCUGCCGACACUUUAUUAAGCUCAUCGUUUAAGAUUUCGGAAGAUUCUGUUGUUACUGGCGGGAAGGAGACCGUUGUUUAUGGAUUAAAUCCAAGCACUGGGAAGGUAAAGUACACGUGCGGCGUCGGUGGAUGUGUCAGCCAGUCGGCGGAAGUGCCGCAGCCGUCAUCCGAUGCCGACUCCGGCACACUGCUGAUCAGUCGGCUGAGCCAGAGCAUCCGGGCGUUCGACGUACACAGUGGCGGGGAGAAAUGGAAUUUCUCCGUGGGCUCGCUGGAAGUGGCCAUGGCGGCCGGCGGGACCAGUCGCUUCCAGGGCAAUGUCCGUGUGUGCGAGGUGGGGGACGAUGUCGUGCUGUCGGACCGGAAGUCGGCGCAGUUCCGCUUUGAUGUCGCCAAUGGACGCAUUGUGGCGUAUUCCCAGGGGGACGAUAAGGAAUUAUGGCAGUAUCAGAUGAAACAUCCCAUAACCAGCGCAUUUUUAAUGGAAAACGGCUGUGUACGACCGUUGAAUUUGGUGACGGAAGUGCCGCCGUAUCGGGAUCCUCUGCUGUCUCAAGGAGAGAGCAAUCAGCUGAUUUAUGUCGGAUUUUAUGAGAAUCAGUUGUACAUACAGCGAGCCGGAAGCGUCGCCGAUAUGCCGAUGCGGCAGAAAUUCCCGCAGGUCACAUUCCGACCGCUGCUCAUUAACGCUCCAUCCCGAACACCGGCCAUUUCCGACGCAUACAGUCCUUUCCUGGGCAGUGCGCUGGCCAAACCGUCGGCCAACGACAAAGCCUUGAUGCCCAUUGGUCCGAAUGAGUACCCCUUCGAUGGCGGAUACUUUGUGGCCUUCCCGGAUCGUACGACGAAGGAUUCCCCCGUCAGUCUGCCGGGGAACGGCGGAGAGAAGCCGCCGAAUCACAGCAUGCUGGAGCAGAUUAUGCGUCGCUGGCAGACCAUCACCGGGUUGUUUUUGUUGCCGUUGGUGGUGACGGUGAUGCUGCGCCGGCAUUAUAAGCAGAAGAUCUUCCAGCUGCAGUCGGAAUCCGAUUUACUGAAGCGACAGAAUACCACGUCUAGUUCCGGGACGCUGACGAGUGUCAUCAGCAUGCAGGAAACACAGCCAAAGCACAGCCGAUUCCGAUCGGAUUUCGAGGUGAUUGAAAAGCUGGGCAAAGGCGGAUUUGGAGUGGUUUAUACAGCCAGAAACCGCUUAGACGACAACUUGUAUGCUGUCAAGAAAAUUGGACUACCCAAGAGUGACGCUGCUCGGGAGAAAGUGCGACGGGAAGUCCGCGUCCUGGCCAAACUAGACCACGUGGGCAUCAUUCGCUUCUACAACGCCUGGGUGGAGACCAGCGAUCCCGAAUCGGACCUCCCGGACACCGACAUGGACGAGGAUCCGCACAACCGCGGCGACCAUCCCACCUGCGAGCCGACCUCCAUCUCCAGCGCUACCUCCGCCGAUCUGAACUGUCUGUACAUUGGGACGCAGCGGAAGAAACGCAGCUUCGUGGAGGUGGGGGUGCCUCUCUCUGGGAAUGAGCUGACGGAUUCCCUGCGCUUCGUCCCGGAUUCGGGCGACGGGAACGAGGGGGAGGCUAGCGUGGUGUUUGAGGCGGAUAGCGGGGUGCCGGAGAAAUCAGAGGCGGAGCAGAUGGGCGUGCUGGAGAUGGCCGCGACGGAGGUGAUGGAUAGCCAGUCGGAUGGGAUUGUCUUUGAGGAGCCCCCGGGCGCCGGUGUGGUGGAGAAGUCGAAGCGGCGACGCUCGCGCUCGUCGACGAAGAAGAGCACGCCGUCGUUAUCGGGCAUGUCGGAGCUGGAAGAAUCCGAGGCGGCCGGAGAUGAAACGGACGGCGCGGGAAAACUCGGACGGAAGAAGAUUCUGAGCAAACCGCAGUUGUUCAUUCAGAUGGAGUUGUGCCGGAAGGAGACGCUGAAGGAUUGGUUGAAGAGCAACGUGGAGCGGCGCAUCCGCAAUCACGUGCUGGACAUUUAUUAUCAGAUUGUCAGCGCCGUGGAGUAUGUGCACGCCAAGGGCCUGAUGCAUCGUGAUCUGAAACCCAGUAAUAUUUUAUUCUCCUUGGAUGGCCGGGCGGUGAAAGUGGGCGAUUUCGGGCUGGUGACCAGUCUGGAUGAUGAGGAGCGGCUGCGCAGUGUGGUGCCCAUGGUGGAGGAGAAGAACUAUCUCAGCAUCCACAGUCAUACCAAUCAGGUCGGCACCUCUCUGUACAUGUCGCCGGAGUUAGUCCAGGGUAAAAACUACGACGAAAAAGUGGACAUGUACUCGCUGGGCCUGAUCCUCUUCGAGCUCCUCGUCCCCUUCCAAACCGAGAUGGAACGCAUGUACUGCAUGCGGGCGGCCAAGAACCUCCAGCUGGACGAUCUGAAAUCCCCGGCGGCCUGCAGCUACCCGGGCGACGAGCCCUGGCUGCGCCGUCUCCUGGCCCCGCAGCCCUCGCAACGGCCCAGCGCGGUGGUCCUGCGCAGUUGUGAUCUGUUCCGCGAUUUGUUGGUGAUGAUGGAGAGCGGUGGUGGUCAUCGGCACCGGGGCCAUUCGGUGUCGUUGGCGGAUUUCUUCCCCGAGAAGAAAUAAUCGUGAUGCGCGUCGGCCGGUGCUUUCCUGUGGAUAAUCUCCUGUGUUUUGUGUGGAUGAUUGAGGAUAUUUGUUUUUAUUAACGGAUUUUGUUUAAUUGGGUGUGCGUGUGGUGGAAUCAGGGAGUUCUUGGACUGGUUGAUUUUUUUAUACUUGCCUUUAUUUUAAAAAGGAAAAAAUUCCAAAAAAUUCUUUGUGAUCUUUUUUAAUCUUCUUUCCAUAGUUUUUUUGGCGCACAGGUGAUUUUUUGGGAGCUGCCUUGGGGGUUGUUUUUGUACCAUACAUGGUUUGAUUUGCUGCUUAAAGCAGGGAUUUGUUUUUCAGCUGAUCGUUGAUCGGAUUGGGCUGCAUUAAAUUCGGCUUUCUCA